GAGGGCCUUCGGGUUACCAGAUACGAAGUCGCACAGGAUGGAGAAGAGUCUAGGAGAGGAACGGAUUCUGUACCAACAUUAAGGUAUUCACAGACCCAUCUUCCAGGCGAGCAUUUUGGUCGCGUUGUUGUUUUUGAAGGGAAAACGGACACGACCAAGAUGCUCCUCCUGGCUCCCACGGAUUUCUGCUAGGUCUAAGAAGACGAAGCAGGCAGGGUUGGAGCAGGAUUUCAGAUGCAGGGCAUAGGCGAGGAUAGCAGUGACUUGCGAAGAAAAAAAGAAGCGAACGCUUUUUUUCGUCGUUUCCAGAAAUUCCAAGACAGCAACUACAUCCAAAAAACACCUGGUCCGAUGAUGGAGGGAAAGAGAGAAGGUUUGAAGAACCUCAGCAGUCAGCAACUCUCAAAUCUCUCAGUUUCAACCUACUUUAGGAGUUGCGAGUCCCUUGGAACAGUGCCGAAAGUGCCGAAGAGUAUCAUCCUAGACGCGAAGAAUGACGAAGAAGGAGUGCUUAGUAGCAGAGUGGAUUUGGAGGUACUAGCAUAAUUUUUUUCGCUUGAGGACUACUUGGUAUGUCCCUCAGCUACUUCUGCAGAGGCAGUUGUCUGAAUCACUGGACAUGACAUGUCCUCAUCUUCAUACCUCAUCUUCAUACCUCAGGCACUGGAUAUGACGGACACUGAUCUAGAGGCGUAUCAAAAGGCGAUAUUCAGCGAAAUUCCCAUUCUUCUAGAGAAGAAUAAAGUGACGCGAAAGCCAGAAAAAAACGACGUCCUACAGCUCUUGCCAGCAGUCAAGAUAAAAGUUUUGAGGAUGGGCAGGAAUCGUUUUAGCGAUCGAGGUUUGGCGAAGUUUCUGGCUGGGUUUGUGCAGUUGUUAUGAAGAUUGAUGUUGACGUGAUUCAUUAACGAUUAUAUUUUACGAAGAUCUCUGUUACUGUUUUUAGUGCUACUUUUUUAGUCAUACAACCGGCGUGUAAUAAUUAAUUCACGACGAGAAUCAAAAAUGUGCCUUGUUCGAACUCAUUACUGAGGCCCUCACCUCUCCACAAUUUUACUCAUCCCUUCGUUCUACAGUCAGUCCUACCGAUGAAUUACUCCCAUUUCAAAAUCCGGCAAAGGCCCAAAGAAGGUCUUCGAAUUGGAGGAGAUAAAUUUGCAAGGGUUGACUAUGUUUUCCGGUCUGAGCAUAGCGAAAUUGAGCGCCAUGAUGGGAGAGCCACAGUCUUUCCCACGAAUAGUCACGCUUAACUUGAGUGGGAUUUCGACACUCUUCACCCAGCACGACCAUUGCAAGUUGCUCUGUGAGAACCUAGUGAAAGUAGGGACACUGCAGGAGCUGAAGAUAGCAGACACCGGAUUAGGUCUGGUUUCACAGGCGACAGUGGUGCUUUUGGUGCAGGGCUUGGGAGACUUGUUAGCGAUAAAGAAUUUAGACCUAAGCAGCAACUUCAUAGGCAAAGACGGCUUUGUGGCGUUGGGGAAGGUAAAAUACGUUUGUUUUGCUUCGCGUGGUCCUUAAAGCUCACACUUUUCACACAGCAGAAACUUUACUUACACUUAGACUGAGCAGGUCACAAUUUUUACUAGAUCGACCACGUACCAGACAUAGACUUUCUUCUCCAUGCACCCCAAGAAGACCAACAAACUCUACCUCCGCAAAUCACACCAGUAUUGCGAAGACGCGCAGCUCCACGAGCUUUCUCUGAAUUGGAACAGCGACAAGCCGAACAGUUACAUGCCUCCCCCAGUGUAUAUUCCACCUACUGAAGACGGCGCUCCACCUCCUCCACCGCCCAAGGAAGAAGCAGAGGACGAGGCGAUAUGCUACUUCUUAGAGAAGUUGAACUUCCAGAAUCGCAUGGAAUACCUUUCCCUACGAGGAAGCGGCCUCUCCUAUGCAGCAGAUUUAGUGCUGUGCGAGGCUUUGGAGUGUAACAUAAACCUAGUCCAGUUCGACGCCUCUGACAAUGCCCAUGGCAAAGAUGGGUUGCGUUGUCUUCUGAGGUUACUGAUAUCACCCGAAUGCGGUGUAGCGAACUUGAGCGUGGCACAAGUGAGGGAGAAGUACUAUGCGCCUGGCGAGCAGUUCAGUUAUGGACGUAGGAAAUACAUCAUCUCCAAUGAAGGGAAGAAGACAAGAAGAAAGACAGAAGAAAAAAGAAGAAAAAAGGUGGAGAAGAAGACAAGAAGGAAAAAGAACCUAGAUGAUCUCUGAGAUGCAUUCUUCCCUUCACCUCUAAGCCAGGUAUAACUUCACAGACCCGAACGGAGCGUAUAGUCUCAGACUAGACAGGCCGAGCGAUCGGGCAACAUUGAAGUUGCUGCAUAGGUGUGCGUGGUACUUCAACGUCAAGGAAGCAGCUUUUGUGGACAUGGUACUUCAAUUCAUCGCUCUUUGUGACAUUUGAGUAUGAGCAUCUCUAUGAAGAUCCAUCAAAAUGAAACUGAGUCUCAGCACGACAAGUACACGCUUCUACUAAGUCUUUUUUCAGGAGCUUAGUCCCUCGUCCUUAGGGCUUAUUUUUUUGGUUUUUUUUUUUGGUUUUUACUGAACCAAGCACCCCACCACAGACUCUCGACGGUGCAUCCUGUGCGCUACCAGUAUCAGAGAAGCAGACCGACAGGGGCCGCGCCUACCAAUUUACACAGGAGAGAGGAAGGCUGAACUUCGUUUUCGUACUAGACGACAAACCCUUUCAAGAGGAACUGAAAAAACAACAGGGGAAGAUUACGGCUUGACAAAAGCAAAAGGGCGUAUGUAAGCACUUACGUAGCUGCACGUUCUUGAAUGUAGUGCGUGUCGUAAGUACUUGCGUGUCGUAAGUACUUGCGUGUCGUAAGUACUUGCGUGUCGUAAGUACUUGCGUGUCGUAAGUACUUGCGUGUCGUGAGUACUUGCGUAGCUGCAUGUUCUUGAUAAAUGUACUUUACUUUUACAUCUCAUCUUCAGAAAGGCAUACAUAAUACACCAGCUUCAAUUUUUCUUUCUAACUCUCGUCCCAAGAAAGGCAGCGACGAGCAUUCCUUGAUGGCACCAUCGCCUGCGAAAAAGGCUCCCGGAGGCCCUGCCAGUGGAAAGAACGUGUCAACCCUUCUCGACUAUUCGAAGUUGAAGGCGACGUUGCUGCGGUUUGUUCCACUAUUAAGGCAAUGAACUAGAUGAAUGGCGUGCAUCCUGAACGUGAACAUGAUCCUUAGAAGGAGCCUUUCUCCUAAUAGGCAUCUAAGGGGAAAAGUCGCCAAUUUAAUCAUGUAGCUUCCUCCUGGGUGGAUGGUGCUCCACUUGAGGUCCUAGCUCUAACACUAGCUGUGCUCUACCAGAACCUGCAGUCGGACAAGGAGAAGGGCGUGCUUCUAGAGGCGAUGGCUUUCGACAUGAAGAUGAAGCUCUGCCACGUGCAGUUCUUCAUUGAGAAAGCACCGCUGAUGACGCCUUUUAUCAUCAAGACGUUGUACUCGACGGUUCAUAGGGCAGAAGCGAUGCAGUUGGUCAGCUUGCUACCACAUCCCAGUCUGCAAAGGGCAGUGAGAGCGGCAACUAGUAAUGCAGUCUUCUUCAACGCGGACAACCCCACUGGGAGAUACAAACUUAGUAUCGAGAAUCCUACGGACAAAAACAUGGCGGAUACGGUACUUCUUGCAACAAAAAACACAUUGCUUUCCUGUUGCUGCUUCAAGUACUUCUUGGGACGAUUGGGUGUGGGAGAAGCGAUUCCAUAACUAGUUACUUAGUACAACUGCUGAAACUAGUUACUUACUUACUUCACCUGCUGAAACCCCACAGCUCAUCCGCCUCUCUAGUUGGGAGAAGCAAUUGCAAGAACAGGAGGAUAUGCCCGAAGAGAUCAAGGAUGCGUCACAGUAUGGCGAUAGAACGUGCCUUAGAAAUGUGGUUCUCAAUGGCAAACCAUAUAGGCCAGAAGAACUCGGGAGCGACGUCUUGCAGGGCGCAAUAGGUACUACUACCUAGUACAAUAGGUAUCUAUUUCAGUAUCGAGUACUGAGUAGGUAGCGUCGACGUACUUACAAUAUAAGAAUACUUAGGCAUCUACUUUAUCUAUUUCAGUAUCUUUAUCUAGUACCGAGUAGGUAGUCGAUUUCUAUUUCAGUAUCUAGUACUUCGAGUUGUAGGUAGUGGUAGUGUGGUAGAAAAAGUAAAUUGUUUGUUUCCGUUUCAUUUUAGAGUCGGAUUCCUCGAGCAAUCUUGUUCUUUUUUUCGACUUUCAGGCACUCUGGAAAUGGACUACCGCACGCGAAUAUUCACGGAGCAAGGCACGUCACUGAUACAGCCUCGAACUCACAGCCUUCUUUGGCGAGAGUUAAUGGAUAAGCUGUUUGAUAGUGACAUUUCUCUAAGGCUGUCACUGGUGUUAAAGCAUCCUCAAGAACUGUAAAUAUGUCCCUCCUCUGAGCGCAGAGUCUUUUCUCAAGGUGGAGAAAAGGCAGGCUUCAAGGGUCAUGGUCUGAAGGAAGAUGCGACUGCCGCGGUUCUUCUAGCUCUCUCUAAUCGCUACUCUGGGCAAAGUUCGCUGUUUUCGACAGAUUUCAUCGCAUCUGAGCAUAGACUAUCGCCAGUUGAAAGAAUUUGUCCUGUUCUUCGCACGUGCUCCAAAAGACACAAAUUGGUACUCGAAUGACCAACGAAAUGCGGAAGAAAUCGAAGCAGCAGACCCUAGAGUAGUCGGUGGUAUUUUUGUCGAUAGCGACGCCGCUACAUACUUGAGGAGUGAAGCUUUUUUGACGCUAUGGUCCAGAUGUCGAGAUCCGAAUUCUGUGGUGAUGACGAAUACAGGAGAGUUUAGGGCGAUUCCAGAUACAGAGGACGACGGACUGCUCUAUGAUCCAAGAGUGUUUUGCAGAGGUACUGUUUAUCCAUGGAACGUUUUUAGGAACCUUUGUCACUUCUUCGAAAACGAAAUGAUGCAGAAGUUUUGAAUCUAUUUUUACCACUUGAGCACCCACGACCUCAACCUCCUCCCACUACCUCCACACGCCAGCCGAGCAACGCGCCAUCGUAUCAACGCUAGGAUGGCUCACGUGUUUAGAUGUUAGGAGAAUAUGCGAUCCCGAGACGAAUUUCGGAGGGUUUUUCGAAUUGGACCUGGGUAUACAUGAAGAGUGGGUCGUGGCGAGGAUCAUCAUCAGCCUCGCCUCGAUGGAGGAUGGAGAUAAUUUAAUCAGUACUUUUUUUUGUACCUUAUUUCAGCUUCGAAUUCGAUGGAAGAUGGAUAUAUUUAUUAAUCUGAUCAGAAGUACUUUUUUUACCAUUCCUGAGUUCUUUGAAUGGUCCUACAUCAGACAGUUCUUUAGCCGCACGGCUACCGAUUUCUUCUAGAUUUUGUUAUCAUCUUUUCACAAGUAGCCACCAUCUUCACAGACCCCCACUGGACCGGUGCCCGCCAGUCUACUAUAGGUGGAUUCCAUGUGCCGAUUACGUGGAUCGAGGAACUCCCAGAGUUUGGUAUUUUCACGUGUCAAUACGUCCACGAAGAGCCCAGCUACGUAGAUCCUGAAGCGAGAAAAGAGCUCAUCGCCAAAUAUCUGCCCGAAUUUGAGGAUUUGAUUGCAUGGCGGAAGGACGAGGAGGGGAAGAAAUUGGUGCCUCCGAGUGAGCCGUAAGCUUAAGCGGUAGGAUGGAGAGGUAAUUUGUUGUUGUCUUUCAUGUUGGAGACCUAUUUUUAUUCCUAAUCUGACUAAUAAAGUUAUCGCAGAAAUCGUGUUUGUGUAGAGGUAAUUAUAGACUUCAUAUCGUAAAGUUAAAGAAGAGAUCAAGUAUGAUAUUUUUGCUUACCACUUCUAGCACUAGGAAAUAUGACCUCUAAGGCGAAGAUGGGGAAAGUUUCGAUUUAUUCCGCCCGCAAGGUACUAAUUUUGGUUAGCUACACCGACCAAUUGUUGAACUGUUUGUAAGUGCUAAAGUAGGAAGAUGAAAGCUUCUUGUUUAUCAUGUGUCGUUUCGUCAGUUUCUUUUUUUUCUACGCAACAUACAUAGAGAGUGAUCAACUAGUUACAUGUUGGACGCUCAUGCACAAGCGAUAGCAAUGCAAGAACGCACAUGCAUCGAUUGACAUGAUUUUGGAGAUCAUGCAUAGUUCAAAUCUGUCGUUGAGUAAAUUGACAUACCUAUCUAACAGUAUGACAAAAAUGCACUUGAACACUAGAACCACAACAAAUAACGAUAAAUGAAUGUUUACCUAAGAAGAAUCAAGGAAUCUGUAGAAGUACAAAAAAUAGGGCUAGCUAAUCUCGUGUACCGGUAUAGGUGCAACAGCAAUAUGAUCGUGAUCAUGACGCUACCUAGGGAAUAAGUGGAUAUGGAACUUCGAAAAUGAUUUUGCAUAGAAAAAAUGUGUUAUCUCAAAUGAACUUUCACUUUUUGUCUUGUAGUUUUUCAUCAUUUUCAUGGAA
This is a messenger RNA of Amoebophrya sp. A25, 6410 nucleotides long. The record is from the annotation of a GenBank genome assembly. Lineage: Eukaryota; Dinophyceae; Syndiniales; Amoebophryaceae.